AUGGCUGGUUCAAAUGAAAACUGUGUUGGUGAUGUUAGGCCCUCGAUUUCUCAAGGGGGUUUCCUAAAAACUACUACUCAGAGGGCUGACGAGGGAAUCGGCCCGACCAGGAGGGCAUUGAGUGUAAUAAACCUAAAUGGUGCUAGAUACGCUCCGUAUGUGGCUACCAAGAGAGACGCCUUGCGCGAAAAGAAUGCAGUUUCUAGUACAAAUGUACUGCAGAAUUCCAAGGAACUUUGCUGCACAGCUAGUGGCCAAGCAGCAUCAACCAUUGGUUCUGGAACAAAACCGUCCAUGUCGAUUCUCAACCCGUUUAGAGUCAAACCCGAUUUACACGAAGACUCGGAUCUUUCGGGCCCGUUUCUAUUCUUAAUGGCAUUUGGGCUUUUUCAAUUACUCGCUGGGAAGCUGCAUUUCGGGAUCAUAUUGGGCUGGGUCACUGUCUCCGCUUUGUUUUUGUACGUUGUUUUUAACAUGUUAGCGGGUCGGAAUGGGAACUUGGAUCUUUACAGGUGUCUGAGUUUGAUUGGUUAUUGUAUGUUGCCUAUUGUGAUCUUGUCUGCAUUGUCAUUGUUUGUUCCGCAAGGUGGAGGUGUUAUUUUGGGAGUUACGGGUGUUUUUGUCAUAUGGUCGACAAGGGUUUGUACGAGGCUUUUGGUUGAGUUGGCUUCGUGUGAAGAUGAGCAUCGCGGCUUGAUUGCCUACGCUUGUUUUUUGAUUUAUGUUCUCUUUUCGUUGUUAGUUGUGUUUUGA
Messenger RNA from Daucus carota subsp. sativus, 753 nucleotides. RefSeq lists its product as uncharacterized. Gene Ontology annotation, biological process: endoplasmic reticulum to Golgi vesicle-mediated transport; vesicle fusion with Golgi apparatus. Gene Ontology annotation, cellular component: trans-Golgi network; membrane. Bases 1 to 753 code for a protein of 250 amino acids. The record is from RefSeq and is a predicted model, not a curated record. The transcript is spliced from 4 exons. Lineage: Eukaryota; Viridiplantae; Streptophyta; Magnoliopsida; Apiales; Apiaceae.